GUAUUAGCAACGCUGAGGCCAGGCAGCCGGGCAAGGCACCGAACUUCAGCGUGAACUGGACGGUCGGCGACCAGGCCCUGGAAGUGGUCAACGCCACCACGGGGAAGGACGACAUGGGGCGCCCCUCACGGCUCUGCAAGCACGCGCUGUACAGCCGCUGGGUGCGCCUGCACACCAAGCUCUCGUCCAUCCUGCGGAUCAAAGUGCCGAAGCCGAGCUCGUACCACGAAGCCAAGCAGGCGGCUGCAGAGUACCACUCUGCUAAGAAGGCACUCAUCAAGGCGUUCCACAAGGCCGGCCUGGGGGCCUGGGUCAAGAAGCCCAUCGAGCAAGACCAGUUCACCCUCAGCUCCUGAGGGAGUUCAGGGACCGAGGGGUGGGGUUUCCUAUUGCACCCGCCCCUCCCUCCCUCCAUGACCCAGGCUUAAAGCCAGAGAGCCCUUCAUCACCAACCAGGCAUUCACGUCCAUCUCCAUGUGUGACAAACUGUUUACCACUCAUCGCUCUCAUUCCUCAGAGGACCUCCGCCUCAUGUCUUUCACUCAUUUUAUAGAUUAUUUGUUUCCUGGAUGGUGUUUUCCAUCGUCUUGUUUAUGUUUUAAACUGGAAUCAGUGUUUUUUUAUGAUUUGUUUUUCAGUGUUUAGUUUAUAUUUCCCAUUCUGUAGAUCUGAUUUUAAA
Molecule: messenger RNA, 679 nt
Organism: Austrofundulus limnaeus
Lineage: Eukaryota; Metazoa; Chordata; Actinopteri; Cyprinodontiformes; Rivulidae
Product: double-stranded RNA-specific editase 1
Biological process (GO): RNA processing; adenosine to inosine editing
Cellular component (GO): nucleolus; cytoplasm
Molecular function (GO): adenosine deaminase activity; tRNA-specific adenosine deaminase activity; double-stranded RNA binding
Source: RefSeq, a predicted model, not a curated record